AUGUCAGGAAGUAUUAUUCAUGAAAAGUCGGCAUCGCUUGAACUUGCUCGUCAAAUUAGUGUAAAUAGUGCUAAUUCACCAUUAAAACUAUUUACUCAAGCUAAAACAACAAUCACUCAAAUAUUUAAAAACAUUGCAUCAUACGUUGAUUACUCUAAUAAAUUUCUAGAAGAAGUGAGCAACGCUGAUAAAAAUUUAAUAACUGACGAUAAAUACAAAGAUAUUCAACAAUUAAAUGAUAAAGUUAAUCGAAUUUUAUCUGUUAUAUCACGCGACCAUAUGAAAGUUGUCUUUUUUGGAAGAACAAGUAAUGGGAAAAGUACAACUGUCAAUGCUAUGUUACGCGAAAGAAUAUUACCAGUUGGGAUGGGACACACAACUAAUUGUUUUCUUCAAAUUGAAGGAACUGAUGAAGCAGAAGCAUAUGUUCUCACACCCGAAUCAGACGAACCAAAAAGUGUUUCUAGUUUGGGUAGUAUCAGCAAUGCGCUCUCAAGAGAAAAACUGGAUUCAGAUUCUCUUGUAAAAAUUUUAUGGCCAAAAGAAAAAUGUCGUUUGAUUCGAGAUGAUGUUAUUCUUGUUGAUAGUCCUGGUAUUGAUGUAUCAGCAAACCUCGAUCAAUGGAUUGAAAAUCAUUGCUUAGAUGCUGAUGUAUUUGUACUGGUUAUUUCAGCUGAAGCAACAAUUACAGUUGCUGAGAAAAAAUUUUUACAUAAUGUUGCACAACGUUUAUCAAAUCCAAAUAUUUUCAUCUUGAUGAAUCGUUGGGAUGCAACUGCAUAUGAACCGGAGUCAGUCGAAUCGGUGAGACAACAACAUCUUGACCGUGGACUAGAAUUUCUAUGCGACGAAUUAAAGCUGUGUGAUCGAAAACAGGCUUCUGAGCAUCGGAUGUUCUUUAUUUCAGCACGGGAAGCCUUAUUGAGCCGAAAUAAAGAUCCGACAGCAUCACCACGAAGUGGUUUCAAUGAAGGAUAUCAAGAACGUCUCGAGGAAUUCAGUAAAUUUGAACAUGAAUUUGAAGAGUGUAUUUCAAAAACUGCUAUUCAAACGAAAUUCGAACAACAUACAAAUCGAGGCAAAGAAAUUAUAGCCUCACUACGUGAAACAACAGCUAAUGUUUGCAAUAAAUCCCAAAUAUUAAAACAAGAAUCAGUUCAAAAAUUAACUGAAAUGGACGAAAAAAAUAGUUUUCUUGAACAUGAAUUACGGGCAAUGACUGAAUCAGCGAAGGAAAAAAUUCGGCAUAUAUCUGAAGAUGUUUAUAAAAGAGUUGCACAAACAUUGAACGAUGAAAUUAAACGUCUUUAUACAUUAAUCGAAGAAUUUGAUCGUCCUUUUUCGUCCGAUCCAGAACAAAUUCCACUUUAUAAACGAGAUUUACAUCAUUGGGUUGAAGAACGACUUGGUUCUAAUUUGCAAAGUCGUCUACAUUCAGCCUUGUAUACAUCAUUAAAUAGUGUUCAUCGUGAAAUACAAGAUCGUGUUAAAUUAGUUCUAUCAAAUAGUGAACGUAAAAUACUCGUUGAUUCAAUAGUACCUCGUUCAGAUUUUAAUGUUUCCUACCGUUUGGAUUGUUCAAAUUUAUGUUCAGAUUUUCGUGAGGAUAUAGAAUUUAAAUUCUCAUUAGGCUUCUCAUGUCUAUGGCAGCGUUAUGUUCAAAAUCAGAAAGAAUCUCUAACGGGAUCCAAACGUAUGAAUGAACUAUCAUCACCAUCUUUACUUCAUUCGACAAAUGAUUUAUUAACAACAGCAAAUAAUAUAUCAUUAUUAACAUCAAAAUCGGGUUUACUGGCACUGGGAAGUUGUGCACUGAUAUGGCGUAGUGUUGGCUGGAGAGUUUUAGGUGUUGUUGCCGGUAUUUAUGGUAGUUUAUUUUUAUAUGAAAAAUUAAUGUGGACAAAAAAAGCACAGGAACGUGCAUUUAAACGCCAAUAUGCUGAUUAUGCAUCAUCUAAAAUGAAAUUAAUCGUUGAUAUGACAUCAGGUAAUGCAAGUGCCCAAGUACAACAAGAAUUAUCAAUGUAUUUUGCUCAAACAAUACAUUAUGUUGACAUGGAAAAAGAUGAUUUAGCAGAUAAUAUGCAACAACUACGAAAAGAUAUUGAUCAAUUAUUAAAAUAUAUUGAUAAAGGAAAAAAAUUACGAAAGCAAGGCGAUGAAAUUGAUAAUGAAUUGAGGGAAUUCUCAAAACAAUAUUUAUCAUCUGAUUCAAUUAUAGCAGCAAGUGAAUAA
Molecule: messenger RNA, 2235 nt
Organism: Rotaria socialis
Lineage: Eukaryota; Metazoa; Rotifera; Eurotatoria; Philodinida; Philodinidae
Source: the annotation of a GenBank genome assembly